Molecule: messenger RNA, 8051 nt
Organism: Pelobates cultripes (western spadefoot toad)
Lineage: Eukaryota; Metazoa; Chordata; Amphibia; Anura; Pelobatidae
Source: the annotation of a GenBank genome assembly
CUAGAACACACUAGUUUCCCAUCCCUUAUGCAAGAGACAUUCUAUCUCGACUUUUCUCUCUAUUAUGUAAGUUGCGACGCUCUAUCCGUAUUUUAGUCUCGAUGAUACCGAAAGCAACAUUCUAUCCCAUCACACGGUGCCUUCGCUUGGCGGCAGCAGGUCGCUAUGGAGACGGUGCGGCGGAUUGUAAUUACGACGCUGACCCUGGGUGCUUUCGGUGGGGUCGGAGGUGUAUUGUGGCUCCUGGUAGCCCCAGGAGAGCAGCGCAGGUUAGAGAUGAGCAAGGUACGGGUUAUGUUGUGUAACAGGCUGUUGUGAGCCUGGCGGACAUGUUGUAUCACGGCAGAGGUCGCUGAUGUCAUUCGGGAUUCAUUCUAUAAGAAUACUCCUAGUAAUUUAAAGAUAAAGAAUAAAUCUGCUUUGAUGAUAAAUGUUCAUUGACUGUGCUUUGCACGGAGAGAAUUGCACGUCUUUUAGACUUUGUCAAGCUGCCUUAAACACGUGUUGUGAGAAACGCCGUUUUGAAGUAGUUAUGGUGCUAGGAGAACCCUGGUGCCCCUUCCCCUUAUUGAAAGCAGUCAGACUGUUUAUUACUACUUUAUGGAACUGGAAAGAAGUGAAACCGUUUGACUACUUGCAUUGGGGACUCACUGUAGUGAUUAUGGUGCUUGAAGCGUUCCUUAAAUUAUUUUUAGCAAGUAAAUUUUUUGAAAUUGACCCAUACAGUGUUAUUCACUCUGUGGUGGGCUGUCUCAUGUAAAUUUCACUGUUUAGGACAGAUUAGUUGAACUGGAAAAUAACUUGUCAGCAAUGUACUUAUUUAUUCUAAAUUCCAGCUAUUUAAGUAUAAACAUUUAUAUUCUUUUGAGUAGGCAAUCCAUUGUAGAACGAUUUGACCUCUUACCUGUUUACCUGAGGUUAUAAACAACUUAAAGGGACACUAUAGUCACCCAGACCACUUCAGCUCAAUGAAGUGGUCUGGGUGCCAGGUCCCUCAGGUUUUAACCCUUCAGAUGUAAACAUAGCAGUUUCUGAGGUCUGCUAAAGUGACACUCCAGUGCCAGGAAAACAAACCGUUUUCCCGGCACUGAGGUACCCUCUCCCUCCCACCACCCAUCCCAUGUUGCUGAAGGGGUGAAAACCCCUUCAGUGACUUACGUGAGAUCCCCGCCGAUGUCCCUCGGCGGCGGUUUUGGGUCCGUCCACACUACUCCCCUGCUGACGUCAUCCAGCGGGGGAGACCGAUCGCGCAUGCGCAGCGGCCGGCGGGGGAGUGACGCUGUAGCACAGAAAACCUGUGUUAGAAACCAGGAAGUGCUGUCUAGUAGAAAGCCACUAGAGGAGGCGUUAACCCUGCAAUGUAAUUAUUGCAGUUUAUGAAAACUGCAAUAUUUACAGCUGCAGGGUUAAGGGUAGUGGGAGUUGGCACCCAGACCACUCCAAUGGGCAGAAGUGAUCUGGGUGCCUGGAGUGUCCCUUAAGGACUGCUCCUCAACCCCCUACUAAUUUUGGCAUGAACUUAAUUCCUGAAAGCCAGAAAUGUUGUCCAAUGGAUGCCAGAUAUGAAGUCAAACCAUCUUAAAAUCAAAAUGCAUUUUGUAAUUGUUAGGAAUUCUCUGAUAGGUAGAGUACCAUGCACUCAACUUAUUACAUAUUUUAUUGAAAAAGCAGUAUUCUAACAGAGCCUCGUAAGGCUAGUUAAACAAAUCCUGACACUACUUUUGACACUUGAGGAUAAGCCGUGAGAAAUAAACAAUUGCUUGUAGGCAUCACGGAUAGCGGAUUCACAUAACUCUGCAUGGUUAACUAGGUGGUAGCUUUACCAGUAGCAAGCGAUGUCUUGACAGUGAUAUAUAUCUAUCUAUCUAUAUCUCUAUCAAUGAGAUGGUCCCUAUGAUUGGUUCAAAUUAUAAGAGUUACUGCUGUGAAUAGCUUUCAUGUAAGGAUAGGGACAGUGGUGUAUCCUGGUUUUGUGCUGCCCUAGGCAUAACGAAAAUCAGGCACCCUUCCCCCCUGCCCCGCCUUCUAAAUACACACACAUUCACCGACAGACACGCAUACACUAGCAAACAGACAUACACACUCACUAACAGACACACAUUCCCUAACAGACCUGCAUACACUCUCACUAACAGACACACACAUAGUAACACACUCCCUGACAGACACACACACUCACUCACUGACACACACUAACACACACACACUAACACAGACACACUCACUCACUAACACACACACACUAACAGACACACACUCACUCACAUUAACACUCACUUUUGUUUUUAAAUUCAACCCCCCCAGCCUCCUUACCUUUGGGAAUGCUGGGGGGGUUCUUCCUUUCCCUGGGGGUCCGGUGGCUGCUGGGCGGGCUGGCUAGGUGCUGGUCGGGCGGCGCUGGCGAGGGAGCACUUUCCUCUGAACUCUCUGCUCAGCUCCCUCGCGCGCCGCAGAGUGAGGCUGGUGAGACCCGGAAUAUGAUGUCAUAUUCCGGCUCCCAGCCUCACUCUGCGGCGCGUGAGGAUGCUGAGCAGAGAGCUCAGAGGAAAGUGCUCCAGCGCCGCUCGACCGGCUUGUCAGUUAGCCGCGAGGCUAACGACAUUUGCCCUGGGCAUUUGUGGGCGACUUUUUUUGCCGCCCCCCUGGGAAAAUGCCGCCCAAGGCAAAUGCCUUGUUUGCCUCGCGGCUAAUACGUCCCUGGAUAGGGAGCAUAUGUUGGGAUAGACUCAGCUCACUGGAGCGGCAUAAUAAAAAUGAACAAGAGACAUGUAAAAACAUAUCGAGAUGCAUUGUGUUAAUUAUAGGGAUCGACCGAUUAUCGGUCUGGCCGAUAUUAUCGGCCGAUAUUUGGUAUUUUCGGCAAUAUCGGUAUCGGCCAAUUCAGAUACCGAUAUUGCCGAUUAUAUAUAACAGGACCGCCGUGCCCAUUACAAGCCCGGCGGUCCUGUGGGGGCCAGCAGCAAGCGCUGACUUACCUUGCAAGCAGCUCCAGCAGCUCCCUGUGUAAAUCUCGCGAGACCCGCGGUCGCAGAGCGUUGCCACGGGGUACCAUGGCAACGCUCCGCGCAGCACUAAGAGCCGCGAGAUUUACACAGGGAGCUGCUGGAGCUGCUUGCAAGGUAAGUCAGCGCUUGCUGCUGCUGAGCCACCACUGUACUUAACAAGCCACUGGACCACCAGGGAAUACUAUAUCCCCCCUCCCUGGUAAAAAGCAGGGAGGGGGGGCUAAACAAAAAAAAAAAAACAUUUAAAUAUUAAAAUAAAAAAAUUACACAAAUUACAUCACUACACACACACACACACAAACACACACUGCACACAUACUGCUACUCAGACACACACACUGCAUUACACACACACUACACAAACACACACUAGGGGGGGGGGACUAAACAAAAAACAACAACAUUUAAAUAUUAAAAAAAUAUUAAAAUAAGAAAUUACACAAAUUACAUCACUACACAAACACACACUGCACACAUACUGCAUUACAUACACACUACACAGACACACACACACACACUGCAUUACAUACACACACUACAGACACACACACUACACACACCACAAACACACACACACACUGCACACAUACUGCAUUACAGACACACACACUGCACACACUACACUGCAUUACAUACACACACUACACAAACACACUGCACACAUACUGCAUUACAUACACACACUGCAUUACAUACACACACUACAUUACAUACACACACUACAUUACAUACACACUACACACACACACUGCAUUACAUACACGCAUUACAUACACACACAUACACACUACACAAACACACACAAAAACACUGCAUUAUACACACACUACAUUCAUUAUACACACACUACACAAACACACACUCUGCAUCCACUACACACACACACACACACUACACAAACACACACAGUUCCCCUGUCUAAACACACUUCAUCCACUACAUGUGGCAUGUAUAUUUUAUGCGUUUACCUUUCGAAUUAGUUUAUUUAUUCAAAAUAGUAAAUGUACAGAAUAUCGGCAAGAUAUCGGCUAUCGGCCUGAAAGUUUGCAGAUUAUCGGUAUCGGUAUCGGCUCUAAAAAAUCAAUAUCGGUCGAUCCCUAGUUAAUUAUAAAAUUGUCUCAGACCUUUGGUGGGCCAAUGAGACUAGCCAUGAAAGUGCAUGUGACUCGUGAAGGUUGGCAACAAUAAAUGGGCCCUGGUAGCUUCUAUUAUGAAUAUUGCAGUAAGAGCGAUGUAGUAAGAUGCUGACAGUGCGUCUUUAUGGUAGCUUUAAAUAGCAAGCGCUCCUGAUGUGUAACUAUGCGCCAAAUAGAAAAUAAACAGAAGCUUAGCCACUGUGUUAUUGGAGGCCAAUCAAAUAUGAUUUAAAAAAAAUAAAAUAUUUUAACAGGAAAGAUACAUUGAGAUUUCGCUCGUUUUCAAGUAUGUCCUGGGUCCACAAAAUAUGAAGAGGUAGCCAUGAGUUAAAGUGCACAGUGGUGUUCUAGCAUAUAUGGUCACCGCUGGGUUGUCUCAUGUAAAACUAGGCAAACUGUUAUCCCACCUAUUGUGGGAUGGCAACAAUAAGUUAAUAAAUUAAAUCAUAGUGUGUUACUAAGUCCAGGGAAAUAAAUAGUUUUCCUUGUUACGUCAGAGCUGAAGCAACCAAGGACUAACCACUACAUACAUUCUAGGUUCACAGCAGAGGAACAUUUUGUAAUAGCUUCUAGCAGGAGUUAUAAUGCGUCUGCUACACUGGCAUAUAACUUUAGUUAACUUUGCAUUAAUAAAACCGGUAAUCAUAAAUAACAUACGGCAGAUGUGUUCCAGAUGUGUGUUUUUUUUUUCAAUUUAUAAUCUUUAUUCGGAGAUAUCAGCUCCACUUUUUUACUUUUUUUUUUUUAACACAAUAGAGUUUGACAAAAAAAGAAGAUACAAUUAACAAAACAUCCCAUAUAUAACAUAUACAGUAAGACACACAUAUCGGUAAACAUUACUUUUACCCACAUAGGCAUGAAGUGGUAUAGUUACAUUUAGUAAAACCCCUAUGUUGUUUAAAGAUCUCACUGUAAACAACUCACAUACAAAAAGGACAUAACAAGACAAAACAUGUGUUCCAGAUGUUAAUUGAUACAGGGGGUCUGAUUACAUAUUUUUUGCAAAUGGCCAUAUAGUUCUUGUUGUAAGUGGUCCCAUUCUCUUUUGCCAUAUUCAUGCACAUUUCUCAUGUCUUUAUUCUGUUUUGUGUAGUUUAUAAAUGAUCCACGUUGAAUGCAUUAGUGGUUCUGGCUCUAUAAAGAAAUACUCCAAGCACCAUAACUACAUAUGGGUGUAAUGGUUAUGGUGCCAAGAAUGCCAUGGAACCCUCACAGGAUACGUAGUAAAACCAUUUUGACAACAUACCAAGGGUGUGCCAGACACUGGUUGCCUCUUACCAUGGAUUUGGAAGGAGCUGUAUUGUGCUUCAGUUAGCUCCCCUCAGCGGAACCUUGCAGUGCAGGUAUGGCUCAUUGUCUGAUCACUCUCAGAGUGCUAAGCUGUGCACAACCUGGUGUAGCUGAGAACUGCUUACUAUAAAGGUAGGCAGUGAGUGGUGCCCACAAGUUAAGAAUUCAUACUGUUCAGAAAUAGUUUAACUACUUACAUUGGGGUGAGUAAGUAGUGCGCACCACGGAAUUCCUAGCACCAUAAAAACUACAGCAGUUUAUUGUGGUCAUAGUGCUUGGAAUUGCAUGACAUUGCAACUUGUUUUUCAGGGUUCUUUGGAAUGAUCAAUCUAAAUAGUUAAUAAAUUAAUAGUUGUAAAUAGUAUACACAGUAAAAAGAAGGAAACGUUUUAAAUGUGACUCUGCUGAAAGUACAUUUUCUUUUCUCAUUUCAAGAAUUAUCCAGAAGCGAAUCCAGCAACUUUGGCCGAGGUGCGGAAACGAAAUGAAUUGGUACUUCAAGUUAUUAAAGAAGCAGCUGAAACAAAUGAGAAUGUGUCAAGGAAGUCACCAUGGAAAUAAUGAAUGCUGGCAAUAGAUAACUGUAAAACGUUUCCUAUUUCUGUGGAUAGUUUUCAAGGCAUUGACUGACUAAAAGUGAAUAUUUUAAGCAUAAAAGUUUGCCCAUUUAACGACUGUGAAAUGCGCCUUCUUAAAUACAAUGCAGUCAUAUCUGAUACCCUGGGUUUCCUUUAUGUUGGGUGGUAGAGUGUUUCACCUUCCUAAUUUUCUUAACAUUUGUAAAUACAUUACCAAUAGGAAGUUACUGUGUUUGGGAAUACUUUAUUGAGAUUAUUUGCAUUCUUACAUGUAUGAUUUUGUGGACGUUACAAAUUAUGACUGCAAUUCAAACCUAUGUUCAAAGGCUAACUAAAGAUCUUUUAUCUUUGCAACACAGUUAUUUCAAUAAAAAAAGAAGCAGUCUGUCUAUAUAAAAACUUCAUGCACACAUUAUUACUGUUACUUGUUUGUUUCACUAUACUCUAAAGCUAAUGUAUGAAAGAGGUUUAUGCAGCAGGGAAAUCGCUGGCGGCAUUCAGUCCUUUGGGACUUGUCUUGUAGUUCUUAAGGAAUUGUCUUGUAGUCCCAAGUUACAGGUUUUGUUAGGUUUAACCUAUAUUUGCAAAAUAGAAUUUUGGUGAGUUGCUAAAUUUAGACUUCUGCAUGGUACAAUUCUUUGUUUCUUACGAUUUUAAAGUUUUCAGAAUUGAAAACGUUGUAGAGGACGUGUCAGGCUCUGCAAUGUGCCGAUUUGGCUGAAUUUCAGUUCUGGAAACCAAUUUGGCCAGUGCAAGGGUUAAUCAUAUGACCGCUAAAUAGCAUGCAGCCAAUGGCCCACUCGCUAGUAAUGUACACCCCUGCCCUACCUCUACCCGUGGGCAUUGGUUGGGGUCUUCAUUUUAAAGAACAAGGGGUCACUGGAAGGUCAUUGUCUAGUCCCCCUUCUUAUGUUCCCAAGACGCCGUACACAUUUCACUUUGCUAAGGGCUUUCCUCAGGAAAAAAAUAACUGCAACUGUUAUGCAUAUCUCUCUUAAAAUAGUCUUUUGAUGAUAGCUACUCAGCAUCCUGGUUAAUUAAUUCCACACCUGCUUUACAUGCUUUUUGUGGCACUUCCAAAGGGCACCUGCAGUGGAGGGUCCGAGUUCUCAACCCAAAAUGAAUCUGGUCUGGACUUAAAAUGUACACAUAAACAGGGUAAUUGGGGUGCGCACACACAGAACAUGCGUUUUUUUUAAUAGGGGUGUUGCCAUACAGAUCCAAAAUAUAUGUAUAUGAAGGCAACAGAGUACAAAUAAUAUACAGUUUUACAUAAGCACCACUAUUGAAAAAUCCCCACCCCCAAUUCCCUAUCUUUUUGUGUUUAUUUGGAGUUAAGACCAGAAUACUUUUGAUCACUCCAGCUUUAAAAAAAUUUGUUACAUGUAAACAAAUGUUUUUUUUUUAAAUUAUGUAUAUUGAUUUUGUUGAGGAAAAAAGAAAACCAGUUUUUUUUUUUUCUUUCUUUCAAUCUGGCUGAGCAGCCAGGUUGGGUCAGACUCUGUUACCUGCUGCUCAUCCUUACUUUCCUACUGCUGCAGUUACAUACAGGGCAAUCAUAGCAGCAGAUAAGUUAGGUUAAGCAGCAGUUGAUCAACAGUAGAGUGUGACCCAACAUGGCUGCUUAGCGAGAUAUAAAAGUCAUUUGUAAAAAAUGUAUAUUCGUUUAAAAAAAAAAAAAAAAAUCAUGUUUCAUUAAAGGUAAUGUUUCAAAACAAGAACUAUAAAUAAAUUGUAAGUUUGUAUGAGCAGGGCCUUCUUAAACUCUUGUCUCUGUAAAUAAUUUGUAUGUCAAUUAUUUCUUCUGAAAAAUCAUGUGCUACAUAAUAUGUUGGUGCUAUAUAAAUGGUAAUAAUAACUACCAUGAAAAAGAAAGGGGGAUUGAAUGAAUAAAAAGAAAUUACAAAACAACAUCAUCACUUGUCACCUAAAAUAUAUGGUUAGAGGGCAGUUGACGAGUGAGAGACUGUUCUCAGAAAAAAGAGGAUAAAGUAAAAGACAAAUAGUGACUAUAAUUAGGAGGAGCAAUAAGGAACAUCAGG